AUGGCUCCAGCGACCUCAGUGUCGCAACAGUUUCUUCUCUCCCCUGCGGAGCUGUCCUUUCUGCACAGCUCGCUGUCGCUGGUGCCUCCAAUCCGGCCUGACGGUCGCUCCCCGACCCAGUUUCGCCCUCUCGUGGCAGAAAGCGGCAUCCUGCCAGCAGCCAAUGGUAGCGCUCGCGUUUGCUUUGCAGAUGGGACCGAGGCGAUUGUGGGAGUCAAGGCCGAAGUUGAGAAGAGCAGUGUGAGACCGGGGGCGCUGGGUGACCUGAUUGCAGAUGAGGCUGAAGAUGAUGACGACGUCGCGGAGGACAAUGGCAACGGGAAGCAGGGAGCUGGGGAAUCAGGCUGGGUCGAACUUAGUAUCGAAGUACCUGGAUAUCGAGACGACGAUGCCCUGCCUAUAUUCUUGUCUGCAAUGCUUACGGAGGCUCUGGUUGCCGACGGAAGACUGAAAGACCGUCUUUGGAUCAACCGUAGGUUCCAUUGGAAGCUUUCCAUCGACAUCCUCCUGCUCUCGGCGCCACUCACAUACCCCCUACCCCUCCUUUCGAUCACAACCCACCUAGCUCUGCUGUCGGCUCGUCUCCCGAAGUUGAUAUCAGAGGGUGACGAGGACCCUCUUUUCGACGACGAUUGGGAUGCUUCCACCUAUUUGUAUCCGUUAAAUGCAAAGGGCGAGCGGAUGUUUCGACCAGCGAUCACACUCCUGGUCAUGUCUGUAGGCCCGAACUUCAUCUUCGAUCCUUCCAAGGAAGAGCUCGCUGUUGCAGACGGAGUGUUGGCGGUUUCCGCAGGAAUGACAGAAGCUGCUUCCUUGCAGUCUGGAACCAAGCUCAGACUACUCUCCCUACGAACCAUAGAUCCUCCUUCGAGGCUAUCACCGCCUGGAUUACCCAACGCACUAAACCACAUUGCCAUGGGCACGGCACCACUCCCUCCUUUGGAGGCAUUUGCUGCAAGAGAAGCAACGCAGGAUAUGGGUGUGUGGAAUCCGCCUCGAGGUGGCAUCAAGAGACAGGUCGUUGCGCAGAUUGUCAAGGCUGUGCUUGAACCAGGAGGAGUGGCAGAAGAGGUAAUGGAAGGGCUGGUCAAUGUGGCGACAUGA
Messenger RNA from Verruconis gallopava, 1104 nucleotides. RefSeq lists its product as uncharacterized. The coding region runs from base 1 to 1104 and encodes 367 amino acids. Gene Ontology annotation, biological process: TRAMP-dependent tRNA surveillance pathway; nuclear mRNA surveillance; U1 snRNA 3'-end processing. Gene Ontology annotation, cellular component: cytoplasmic exosome (RNase complex); nuclear exosome (RNase complex). NCBI's taxonomy places the organism in Eukaryota, Fungi, Ascomycota, Dothideomycetes, Venturiales, Sympoventuriaceae. The record is from RefSeq and is a predicted model, not a curated record. The transcript has 2 exons.